AUGAGAGUAAUUCCUGGAUUAGGUAGCUGGAUCAAUAAGAAUGCUGAAGAGCCCCCUGAAGGCGAGUCCGAGAACCCUAAAUCAGAAUCUGUAUGGGCGGUAGAUACUAAAUAUUACGACUUAGAUGAGGUGAGGAGGGAAGGAGAAAUUUGGAGAGCUGCAGAGAAGAAGCAUCCAUGGUAUGACGCUCCGGCUAAGGUGAAGGUGACAACAAAAAAUGGUCUUUGCCAUAUGAACAUAGAAUUCAAACUAGGAUUGCCUCCUGAAGGAGUCUACGAGAUGUUCACUAAUCCAAACAACUAUCCAGUCUUCAAAAAGGAUAAGGCCGGGCGGCAACGAUUGGAAAACAAAUCAAGAAAUGUAUUGAAGAAAAAUGGACCGAGGCAGACCACAAAGAUGGAAAAAGAUUUGCAUUGGAACUUCCUUUUCUUGUCUAAAAUAAUUCCGAUACAUCUAAUUAUCGAUGAAAACCAUAAAAAUCUUACAGGAAAAUAUACGACAAAGAAUAUGAUGUUCUUGAAAGUGUUGGAAGGUAGCUGGAAAGUGGUGCCAGACUUUGUAGAUCAGGAACGCUUGUGCAAGCCAAGGUUGCCGAAAACCCGAGAAGAAUACAAAAGAUGUAGUGGCGGAAAAGGAAAGGUUGGGUCGAAGGUGACAAUGGAGCAGAUCUUUCAGCCUUCUCCUCUUCUUAAUCUGCCACCGGUGUCUUGGAUCAUCCGUGGGAUUACCAUCAAAACCACUAAGACUCUACUUGAAGAUAUUAGAAAAGCGGGUACCACUUUACGAACAGCUUGAAAAAAUCCCAAAUGGAAACGGCUAUACUGUGGUAAACACUUUGAUAAUAAA
This is a messenger RNA of Capsella rubella, 846 nucleotides long. RefSeq lists its product as uncharacterized. NCBI's taxonomy places the organism in Eukaryota, Viridiplantae, Streptophyta, Magnoliopsida, Brassicales, Brassicaceae. The record is from RefSeq and is a predicted model, not a curated record. The coding region runs from base 1 to 795 and encodes 264 amino acids. The transcript is spliced from 5 exons.